Gigantopelta aegis is the source of this 473-nucleotide messenger RNA. Its product is annotated as carcinoembryonic antigen-related cell adhesion molecule 20-like. The transcript has 3 exons. The record is from RefSeq and is a predicted model, not a curated record. NCBI's taxonomy places the organism in Eukaryota, Metazoa, Mollusca, Gastropoda, Neomphalida, Peltospiridae. The annotation marks the transcript as partial.
GUGGUCCAAACGCUAUUGCAUUCAGUCCAUCAUCACCAGCUGAAGUGAGAGAAGGAAGCAAUUUGACAGUAAACUGUAUUGCUGACUGUCUCCCACCAUGUUCUUACUCUUGGACAUGGAAAAAUGAAAACAUCAGUUCAACCGCUUUGCUAGCACUGGAGAACAUCAAAAAGAAACAGACAGGAGUGUACACGUGUUACGCGACCAACACAUUUACAUCACUGUCUGACCAUAAAACGUUCGAAUUGACUGUUCUCGAUGAUCCAGAGCGCAUGUCUGCCUUAAAUGCAGGUGCUAUAUCGGGAAUUGUGAUCGCUGUUGUUCUGGCUCUUGCUAUUCCUACUGUGUGGAUACUUUAUAAGAGAAUUAAAAGGCAACAAGACAUUGGGGAAGAGAAUAUUGAUAACAGAACUCAGAAGAGUGAAGUUGAAAAAAGUGAAAUUGACAACCCUGCAUUCACCCAGCCAGAUUAA